AUGAUUAUUCAAGGAACAACAGGAAAAUGCAAAUCAUUCUUGAUAGAUAGCAUCAGACAAAAGUUGAAUAUAUUUGGAACCAAUACAACAAACACAUUAUUUGUCCUUGCACCUACAGGUGUUGCUGCUUACAAUAUUCAAGGAACAACUAUUCAUGCUGGUCUCCGGAUUCCUAUAAAAGAAAUGCAUCCUUUGAUAGGGCAAGUAUUAUUCACCUUCCAAGAACGUUUUAGGCAUGUUAAAUAUCUUCUAAUAGAUGAAAUGAGCUUUUUAGGUCCUAAAUUGCUAUUGAAGAUUGAUAGCCACCUCCGCCAAGCAUUCCCUGAUAAACAACAUGAACCCUUUGGUGGACUCUCCAUAAUCCUUGUGGGUGACCUUGGGCAGCUUUCGCCUGUGAUGGACAAACCAGCUUACGCUUCGCACUCUACAGCUCUCAACUUGUGGCGAUCAUUUACAACAGUUGUCACAUUGCAUACAAUUUUCCGCCAACAAGGUUCCUCUAUUAAACAGCAACAAUUCAGAAGCAUGCUCCAAAACAUUAGAGAUGCCCAGCCUAACAAGCAUGACUAG
Cryptomeria japonica (Japanese cedar) is the source of this 570-nucleotide messenger RNA. RefSeq lists its product as uncharacterized. Gene Ontology annotation, biological process: telomere maintenance; DNA repair. Bases 1 to 570 code for a protein of 189 amino acids. Lineage: Eukaryota; Viridiplantae; Streptophyta; Pinopsida; Cupressales; Cupressaceae. Gene Ontology annotation, molecular function: DNA helicase activity. The record is from RefSeq and is a predicted model, not a curated record. The transcript has a single exon.